Molecule: messenger RNA, 1433 nt
Organism: Medioppia subpectinata
Lineage: Eukaryota; Metazoa; Arthropoda; Arachnida; Sarcoptiformes; Oppiidae
Source: the annotation of a GenBank genome assembly
GCCGGAAGUGUCUCAUGCCGUUUGGCUUUCACGCCACGGGAAUGCCUAUAAAGGCCUGUGCGGACAAAUUGAGCCGUGAAAUGAAGGACUUCGGGUUUCCGCCAGUGUUUCCCGAAGAGACCGCAGACGAGUCGCCGGCCAACGCAUCGUCCAAUGAAUUGGUGAUCAAAGACAAGUCGAAGAGUAAACGAAGUAAACUUCAGGCGAAGACAAUUCAAGCGAAAUAUCAGUGGCAGAUAAUGCAAUCGUUGGGUAUGACCGACGAUGAGAUCGCAGAGUUUGCCGAACCUCUCCAUUGGUUGGAUUACUUCCCGCAGAAAUGGAUCGAAGACUUGAAUGCGUUUGGAUUGAGAGCCGAUUGGCGGCGAGUCUUUAUGACCACCGAUAAGAAUCCGUACUUCGAUUCGUUCAUCAAAUGGCAAUUCAUUCGUCUGAAAGAGAGGAAUAAAAUCAAAUUUGGCAAAAGAUAUACCAUAUUCUCGGCUAAAGACAACCAGCCGUGUAUGGAUCACGACAGGGCCAGUGGUGAAGGCGUCGGCCCUCAGGAGUACACACUCAUCAAAAUGAAAGUUCUCGAUCCGAAGCCCCAGAAACUCCAAAAGCUUAAGGCUGACAUUUAUUUAGUUGCGGCCACUCUUAGACCCGAAACAAUGUACGGACAGACAAACUGUUGGCUGAGACCCGACAUGAAAUAUAUCGCAUAUCGAGUGAAUUCGGGCGAAAUAUACAUAUCGACCAAUCGAUCGGCUCUUAACCUCUCGUUUCAAGGGUUUACUAAAGAGAACGGUGUUGUAGACAAAGUGCUGGACCUCUUGGGCAGUGACAUAAUGGGUGCUAAACUGAAGGCUCCGCUCACAUCUUACGAGAGUAUUUAUGCGCUGCCAAUGCUUACCAUUAAAGAGGAUAAGGGAACGGGUGUUGUGACGAGUGUGCCGUCCGACGCACCCGACGAUUUCACCGCCUUAAGGGAUCUGAAGAACAAACAGCCCCUCAGAGAGAAAUAUGGCAUCAAAGACAAUAUGGUUCUUCCCUUCGAACCGGUCCCGAUUAUAGAAAUUCCAGAUUUUGGUAAUUUAUCUGCGGUUAAAGUUUGCGAUGAUUUGAAGAUUCAAAGCCAAAACGACACACAAAAGUUGGCCGAAGCCAAGGAAAAAGUAUACCUCAAAGGCUUCUACGAAGGGGUUAUGAUUGUUGGCCCGCAUAAAGGCAAGAAAGUGUGUGACAUCAAGAAAGACGUUCAAAAGGAAAUGAUUGACCGCAAAGAAGCAGUGAUUUAUAUGGAACCCGAAAAACAAAUCAUUUCCCGAUCGGGAGACGAAUGUGUUGUCGCUCUUUGCGACCAAUGGUUCUUAGAAUACGGUGAGAAGAAAUGGAGAGAAGCGGCGGACAAAUCGUUGGCCCAAAUGAAUACAUACCACGACGAGACGCGAAGA